CCGGGGUGUUUGAACAGGAAGGCGGACAUGUUGGUCAGGCUGUGGGAGAAAAUCGGGCAUCGUCUGCUGUUUUUUUCCGAAAACUAACACAUAUUUAAAGCCGAUUUGUAUGCCUUGACCUGAGAGAUGUAUCUGUGUGGACGGGAAACAGUCGAUGACAGUGCACGGGAUGCCGCGGAAUGACUGCCGUUAAACGUUGUAACGACUCCGUGUUCAAACUGAUCGAAAUUUGGAAGAAGCAGAAGUUUUUUUCCCACCACUUCUACUUUUGAGCUGUCAGAAUCUAUUGUCGUUUUCUGCAAGGGCCUGGCAAAAUAUGGGAACGAGUCUGGACUAACAUAUCCGUAAACUGUGCUUUUCAAAAAGACAUUACAUCUAACUUUUAAUUGCCUUUUGUUUGGAUGCACCAACAUUUUAAGCCCUUAUCCUCAGUGGCAUCCUGCGGAGGCUGACUAAUCUGUCGCCGACUUUAUCUUUUGCCACUGAAGUUGUUUGCAAGGAAAACAUCUUUCGACUCUGAAAAUGUGGCUUUUGUACAUUCAACGCAAUCUUAAACGUUUCAUCGUCUGUGAAAGCUGCAGGAGAACGAUGUAUUUUCUUUGAAGUGCCGUGUAAAGUUCACACGAAGAAAGGAACAUUUGGCUAGCUAGCUACUGCUGGCUGCUGCUAAAGCUAGCUAGCCAGCCUUCUGCCUCGCCAGUGAGCUGUUUUUGUUCACAACCCAACAUCGGAGCUGACUUUAACAGCAAACAUGUCUGCUGGGGAAAGCAUGGCGGCUCGAUUUGAAAAAAUCGAUGCCAUGUUGAAGGACCCAAAGUCAGAAGUAAACACGGAUUGUCUUCUGGAUGGCUUGGACGCACUGGUGUAUGACCUUGACUUUCCUGCCCUGAGGAAAAACAAGAGCAUUGACAACUUUUUGAGUAGAUAUAAGGAAACCAUUAGUAAAAUCCGUGAUCUACGCAUGAAAGCGGUGGACUAUGAGGUGGUUAAAGUUAUUGGGAGAGGAGCAUUUGGAGAGGUGCAACUGGUGAGACACAAAGCAACACGCAAAGUAUACGCCAUGAAGCUGCUGAGCAAGUUUGAAAUGAUCAAGAGGUCGGACUCUGCUUUCUUCUGGGAGGAGAGAGACAUCAUGGCUUUUGCCAACAGCUCAUGGGUGGUGCAGCUAUUUUUUGCAUUCCAAGAUGACCGCUACCUCUACAUGGUGAUGGAAUACAUGCCGGGCGGCGACUUGGUUAACUUGAUGAGCAACUAUGACGUCCCGGAGAAGUGGGCCCGCUUCUACACAGCUGAGGUUGUCCAGGCUUUGGACGGAAUCCACUCCAUGGGCUUCAUUCACAGGGACGUAAAGCCUGAUAACAUGUUGCUAGACAAAGCAGGCCACCUAAAACUGGCAGACUUCGGGACCUGCAUGAAAAUGAACAAGGAUGGUAUGGUACGAUGUGACACAGCAGUGGGAACUCCAGACUACAUUUCGCCGGAGGUACUGAAAUCUCAAGGGGGAGAUGGCUAUUAUGGCAGGGAGUGUGACUGGUGGUCAGUGGGAGUGUUCCUGUACGAAAUGCUUGUCGGCGACACUCCUUUCUAUGCAGACUCCCUGGUGGGGACCUACAGCAAAAUUAUGAACCACAAGAAUGCCCUGACCUUCCCCGACGACAGCGACAUCUCCAAUGACGCCAAGAAUCUCAUCUGUGCUUUCCUAACUGACAGGGAAGUUCGACUUGGCCGUAAUGGUGUCGACGAAAUCAAGAGGCAUCCUUUCUUCAAGAAUGACCAGUGGACAUGGGAGAACAUCAGAGACACGGCUGCACCAGUAGUGCCUGAGCUGAGCAGCGACGUUGACACCAGUAACUUCGAUGACAUCGAGGAGGACCGGGGGGAGGAGGAGACUUUCCCCACACCCAAAGCCUUCGUGGGCAACCAGCUGCCCUUCGUAGGCUUCACUUACUACAGCAGUCAGCACUUGAUGCGCAGCUCUCCUGCCAACGCAAAGACCGCUGACAAACGUAACAGCCUCACAAAAGAAGACAAGAGUCAUCUGGAGAACCUGCAGAAGAGGAUCUUCCAGCUGGAGGAGCAGCUCCACAGUGAGAUGCAGCUGAAGGAUGAGUUGGAGCAGAAAUGCAGGACAUCAAACACCAAGAUCGAGAAGAUAAUAAAAGAACUGGAUGAAGAGGCGAACCAGAGGAAGAGUGCAGAGGCCGGCGUGUCUCAGCUGGAGAAGGACAAGAUCAUGCUGCAGCACAGAUUCACGGAGUACCAAAGAAAAGCUGACCAGGAUGCAGAGAAGAGACGCAAUCUGGAGAAUGAGGUUUCAACUUUGAAGGAGCAGCUUGAGGACAUGAGGAAAAUCAGCCAGAACUCUCAAGCCUCAAAUGACAAGAUCAUACAGCUGCAGAAUCAGAUGGAAGAGGCCAAUGACCUCCUGCGUGCAGAGUCAGACACCGCUGCGAGGCUGAGGAAGAGCCACACGGAGAUGGCCAAGUCCAUGAGCCAGCUGGAGAGCUUGAACCGCGAGCUGCAGGAGAGGAGCCAUGCAGUGGAAGGGGAGAAGGCCCAGCUGGAGAAGGAGCUCCUGUUGCUUCAAAGCAACCUGGACUCCGAGAGGAGGAACUACAACCUGGGCUCUGAGGAAAUGAUGGAGCUGCAAGCGAGGAUGGCAGGGCUGCAAGAGGACAACAAAAACUUGAAGCACAGCCUCUCUAAAGUGGAGUCGGAUCGCAAACAGGCCCAGGAGAGGAGCAAUAACCUGGAGAAGGAAAAGAACAACCUGGAGAUCGACCUGAACUACAAACUGAAGACCUUGCAGCAGCGUCUGGAGCAGGAGCAGACUGAGCACAGGGUGACGCGGGCGCAGCUCACUGACAAAUAUGAGUCUAUCGAAGAGGCUAAAUCAGCUGCCACGAACGCUGUCCAGCAGAAGAUGUCGGAGGAGACUGGAUCGAGGAUGCGAGCGGAGAGCAGGAUAGUGGAGGUUGAGAAACAGUGCUCAAUGUUGGAGUUUGACCUCAAGCAGUCUGUGCAGAAGAUGGAGCAGCUGAUGAAGCAAAAAGAAAGGCUGGAAGAUGAGGUGAAGAACCUGCGAAUACAUGGAGAACAGGAGUCGAGCAAGCGUGUGCAGUCUCAGAACGACCUGAAGACUCGCACGCAGGAGGUGGACCGGGUGCGGUGUUCAGAGAAGCAGGUCAAACAGGAGCUCAACACGGCGCUGGAGAGCAAACGCUCGCUGGAGUUCCAACUGGCACAGCUGACCAAACAAUACAGAGGCAAUGAGGGACAGAUGAGGGAACUUCAGGACCAGCUUGAGGCCGAACAGUAUUUUUCUACGCUUUACAAAACUCAGGUAAAGGAACUCAAAGAGGACAUUGAGGAAAAGAACCGGCAGGUACAGGACACUCAUAAAAAGGUGCAGGAUCUGUGCAGUGAAAGGGACUCCCUGUCUGCCCAGCUGGAUCUGACAGUGACCAAGGCCGAGUCAGAGCAGCUCGCCCGGGCUCUUCAGGAGGAGCAGUACUUUGAGCUCAGCCAGGAGAACAAGAAGUCGACAAGUAGACAUAAGCAGGAGAUAGGGGAGAAGGAGUCUACUAUUACACGGCUUGAGGAAUCCAAUAAAACUCUGACCAAAGAUGUGGAGAUCCUCAGCAAAGAGAAGUCGGACUUAAGUGAGAAGCUGAACACUCAGAAUGAAGAGUAUGAAGCUCAGAAGGACGAGAUUGCAAAUACAAUCAGGGCCAACUAUGAGAAGGUCCUCAACACAGAGCGCACACUGAAGACUCAGGCGGUGAACAAGCUGGCCGAGAUCAUGAACCGCAAGGACAUGAAGCUGGACCACAAGAAGAAGGGCAGCACUGCCGACCUGCGGAAGAAGGAGAAGGAGAACCGCAAGCUUCAGCUGGAUCUGAACCAGGAGAAGGAGAAGUUUAACCACAUGGCCAUCAAGUACCAGAAGGAGUUGAGCGAGAUGCAGGCUCAACUGGCAGAGGAGUGCACGUAUCGCAACGAGCUGCAAAUGCAGCUGGACAGCAAGGAGAGCGACAUCGAGCAGCUUCGGGAGAAACUGAACGACCUGCAGCAGCGCAUGGAUAACUCAAGCGUCACCAGCUUGCUGACUGAUGAGACAGACAGCAACCUCGCAGAAUCCAGAUUGGAGGGUUGGCUGUCUAUUCCUAACCGUGCUAAUAUCAAGCGCUACGGGUGGAAGAAGCAGUAUGUGGUGGUGAGCAGCAAGAAGAUUCUGUUCUACAACGAUGAGCAGGAUAAGGAGCAGUCCAAUCCCUCAAUGGUACUAGAUAUCGACAAACUGUUCCACGUGAGACCAGUCACACAGGGAGACGUGUACCGAGCCGAGACAGAAGAAAUUCCAAGAAUAUUCCAGAUUCUGUAUGCCAACGAGGGAGAGUGCAGGAAGGAGGCGGACAUGGAGACAGUGCCUCAGGGUGACAAGACCAACUGUCUCCCACACAAAGGCCACGAGUUCAUCCCCACACUAUAUCACUUCCCUUCCAACUGUGAGGCCUGCUCCAAGCCUCUGUGGCACGUUUUCAAGCCGCCUCCGGCCCUGGAGUGCCGCCGCUGCCACGUCAAGUGCCACAAGGACCACCUCGACAAAAAGGAGGAUGUUAUUGCUCCUUGCAAAAUAAACUAUGAUGUGACCUCUGCCCGGGACAUGCUCCUGCUGGCCCUGACCCAGGAUGAGCAGAAGAAAUGGAUUGGCCACCUUGGAAAGAAGAUUCCCAAGACCCCACCAUCCACAUUUUCAAGAGCCUCACCUCGUUCCAUGUCCACUCGCUCUGGACCAAACCAGUCCUUCCGCAAGAACCCUAAAAGCAAUACAGGAAAGCUGAGCAGAGCGCAGUCCAGCCUCCAAGCAGCAGACACAACAUCCAGCACUUGUUGACAGGAACUUCUUCACAAAGUGUUGAUUUUUAGAUUUUUCUCUACAGCUUUAAAACCCGUCUAUUUAUUAAUUGUGUAACUGGGUGUUUCUAACACCAGACACUUCCUGGUUGGUUGCUUGGUUGCUUGGUUGACUCCUGGGCUCUUUCCAGUUGACACUUGGGAUAUUUCUAAUUGGCACUAAUGUGUUGUCGGGUUCAGGAACUAACUCAUGGACUUACUAUAAAACUCUUCCUGAGAAUGAUCCACAUUAAGGAUGGUUACAUUACCUCUUGAACAUGAUGCAAAGGUGUUAACGGUGUUGCAGUGUAAGUUGACUUAGAUUGGGAUACUAACCAAGGCAAAGAUAAUGUCGCUCUUUUACUGGACACCUGUCUCUGUUUCUUUUGUUUCAGCUAACCAUCUGAACCCUUUGGAUUUUUUUCUGGACUCUAAACUUUCCCUCAUUCCUCAUUCUCAAAAAAACAACAACUGGGAAACCUGAAUUACAUAGAAAAUUAAUUAAAAAGAAAAAAUAUAUCAAUAAAUAUCCAGCGCUGGAAGAUUACAACACAAGCAAGGCAUCAUGGACAAUAAGAGGCCUGAUACCCACCUCCAUCACCUUUCCACAUACAGAAGAUAACAGUCAUUCAACUCAACCAUCUUGCAGCUCUCCAUUUCUACCAGAAGAUGGCGCACUCGUCUUUGCCUAAAGAUGGACGGUGGAGCGAUAGAGGGACUCAUGUCAUGGAGACAUACUGUGUUUCAUGUUAUAUGACAGUUGUAAUUGAAAUGGGAAGGAUAAUGGGGGUUUUGCUGGGACUCCUGCAAGUAUGUGUUCAGUUUAAGGUACCGUCAUACAGGGAUUGCGGAUCUGCAGUGAGUGCUUGUGUCUUAAGGGUGGAAAAUGAAUAUCUAUUUUGUAAUUUUUUCCCCCCUCACAUGACAUAUUCUCAAGCUAAUGCAAGCAUACUUCUGUUUUCAGGAACAAACAAAAAAGACAGAUGCCUUUAUGUCAUAUCUCUGGCCUUUUUGCCUUUAUUCUUAUCACUCUGCAAGUCACUUAUCAGGUUUUGGACAUUGGGACAUAAAGUAUUAGAUGUUUUGAGUAUUGAGUGAGGAGCAUGCAAGAUCAUCAUUUAAAUCUAUGCAUUAUUUUUAUUAUUAUAAUUAUUUUUAUUGCUCCAAGCCAUAAGGAAUAUUCCAUUGUAAUGGCAUAUAGGAGUCUUAAAACUUAAUUGAUUUUUUUCUGUUUAUUUGGUACAUUGUCAUUUUUUUCUUGUAUUGUUUUUUUUUUUGUAAUGUAUUGCCUUACAUUGAUUCAUAGAUACAUGGUUCAAAAGGAAAACAUUAAGUUAACAAAUGUAAAACUGCACUGUUUGAAUUGUAAAUUAUUUGUAGACUAAACAGGUGUAGCAUUUGGCCCACCUAGUGCCUUAACGUUUGGAUAUUGAUUUUACUGCCAUAUCUGUUUUUCUUUUCUCCAAAACAAGACAAAUCUCAACUCUUCCAUCAUUUAGUUUUUUAAGAAAUUGCCACACACGUGGUUUUAUUGGAGCCUAUUUUCUCUGGUUUGAGUAUAUAAAAUAUAUAUAUUAGAUUACCUCUUUAAGAACACUUUGCAAUAGAGAUUGCGUGUCAAAACAGAGUCCCUAGCAUUGGUUCAUAUCAUAAGACAAAUUUCGGGAUGGUGUACCUAAAGCGAGCCCACGUGUCAUUGAUUGUCCUUGUUAACAAUCACAAGUUGUUUCUCUUAACAUGGUAAUGUCCCGUUAAUGCAAACCCCCUACAGUGUAUAUAAUGAGAGAGACAUAAGGAUUAUGGCAUACUUCCGCAAUCUUUUUAUUUGUAACUUUGUGUUCAGUUAAAAAAAAAAAAAAGCACUGGAACUAUGAUCUAUUCUUGUCUUGGAUAAUUUGCAUGGUUAAUUGCAUUGAAGUCCGCACUGAUGGAUAUGUCAAUAAACAUAUCUUUAUCAUU
This is a messenger RNA of Eleginops maclovinus (Patagonian blennie), 6855 nucleotides long. It is a transcript of the gene rock1, whose product is annotated as Rho-associated, coiled-coil containing protein kinase 1. Gene Ontology annotation, cellular component: cytoskeleton; cytoplasm; cytoplasmic stress granule. The record is from RefSeq and is a predicted model, not a curated record. The transcript has 33 exons. Lineage: Eukaryota; Metazoa; Chordata; Actinopteri; Perciformes; Eleginopidae. Gene Ontology annotation, biological process: peptidyl-threonine phosphorylation; Rho protein signal transduction; regulation of cell junction assembly. Gene Ontology annotation, molecular function: ATP binding; Rho-dependent protein serine/threonine kinase activity; small GTPase binding. Bases 752 to 4897 code for a protein of 1381 amino acids.